Rotaria socialis is the source of this 381-nucleotide messenger RNA. NCBI's taxonomy places the organism in Eukaryota, Metazoa, Rotifera, Eurotatoria, Philodinida, Philodinidae. The record is from the annotation of a GenBank genome assembly.
AUGAAAAAACGACUCGAUAAGCAUAAUUUUUAUGAUUAUGUAACUAAUACAUGGAUCGAUGAUGAUGCUUUAUUCGAUCACGUGUUAUGGAAUUAUUAUGAUUUUAAAAGUUUAAGAACCAAUAAUCAUCUCGAAGGAUGGCACCAUCGACUAAAUAAUGAUUUAAAUAAUGUUGUACAUCCACAUUUUUAUCUAUUCAUUCGUGCAAUUCAAAAUGAUUAUGCUUAUAAUUCAGCAAUAUCAUCAUGUCAUUUAGCAAAUGGCGUAUUACCUCCACGGAAAAAUUUAUAUGUAAACCGAAAUGCACGAUUACAAAAUUUGGAAGAACGUUGCAAGCAACAAACAUUAACAUUAGAUGAAUAUCAGCCGAAACGCAGGUAA